CCAAGGGUCUCUUUAAAUAUUAAUCUCUUGUGUAGCUAUGAAAGUUAGAAUGACUGCAUGCAGAAAUUACUAUAUAAAUCAAUCUGGAUCCCUGAUGUAGGCCUCUUUGCUAUCAGUGGUCCUAAAACUGUCACACUUUAAUACUUAUGGUGAAGAUCUAAACAGUCUUCCCAAUAUAAUUCAUUAAAUGUUGGAGUGAGGAUAUUGUGCUGCAGCCUGGAUGUGACCCAGAAGAAGACCGCAUGUAGGACACCCUGAGCUGCAGCAGCGGCAGCCAUUGCUCCCUGUAACAGACUCUCGUAUACAUCGGCUGACCUUGAGGAAACUUUUCUACAAGUUAAGCUAAUGACAAAACCUCCGAGUACGAAUUCAUCAAUUUGUGCUUGAGCAGCUUCUUUAAUUGGUUUUGAAGCACAUUCCCUCAGUUAGCCCCCUAGAGGAAUGCGAUCAAGAAUUACCGCAGACAGCUAAAAACGGAACAUCCUUAUGACUCAUCUGUAGUCGUUUUUUUUUUUAACACUGUCCGCAAAAUUUCCCCGAAAGUAGCCUAAAAUGUUUUGAUUAUGAGCUGCGUGGGAUACAAGCAGGAUUUGUUGACGGAUCGAGUGAGCUUGUUUGGAUUAAAAAAAUGGAUGGCUGGGGGUGUGUGUCGCAGCAAAGCCCGCUUAGAUGGAAAGACCGUCCUGAUCACCGGAGCCAACACUGGAAUCGGCAAAGAGACCGCCGUUGACCUGGCCAGAAGAGGUGCGAAGGUAAUCCUGGCCUGCAGAGACAUGGGCAGAGCUAACAAUGCUGCAGAGGAAGUUAAAAAGAAGAGUGGAAAUAACAAUGUUGUUGUCAAAAAGUUGGACUUGGCUUCCCUGCAGUCGGUGCGUCUGUUUGCAAAAGACAUUUCAGCAAGUGAAAAGCGUCUGGAUGUUCUCAUCAAUAAUGCAGGGGUUAUGUGCUGCCCACAGUGGAAAACUGAAGAUGGGUUUGAUAUGCAGUUUGGUGUGAAUCAUCUUGGCCAUUUCCUUCUAACAAACUGCCUCUUGGAUCUCCUAAAGCAGUCAGCACCAAGCCGCAUUGUCAAUGUUUCCAGUUUAGCACAUGAAAGAGGUCAAAUCAACUUUGAUGAUAUAAAUCAAGAGAAAAACUAUAAUCCUUGGAGAAGCUACUCUCAAAGUAAACUCGCCAAUGUCCUCUUUACAAGGGAGCUGAGUAAAAGGUUACAAGGUACUGGAGUAACAACGUACAGCCUCCACCCUGGAGUUAUUCGAACUGAGCUUGGCCGACACUUCUGGCCCACCAUACCCCUGUGGAAGAAAGUGUUAUACAAACCAUUCAGCGUCUUCAUUAAGAAUCCCACAGAGGGCGCACAAACCACUAUCUACUGUGCAGUGGAGAAAAGCCUGGAAAAUGAGAGUGGAUUGUACUACAGCGACUGUGCCCGUAAAGCUACCGCCCCUCAGGGACGUGAUGAUGAAGUUGCCAAGAAGCUGUGGGAUCUGAGCGCCUCCAUGGUGGGUCUGACACAGUCAGAGUGACGCACAUGAUGGUGGCGAUGGCUGUCGUCGUUUUCACGGCACCAAACUCAUCGCAAAGCCACCCCAAUAAUGAAUCGGCAGUCUUUCUGGGGAGCAACAGCGUGACUUUUAACAAAUAAGUUAGCAAGCAAAACACAGGAAUUCACGUUUGAUAGACAUUUAUUUAGAAUGUACAACAAACUACUUGCAAAAAUACUAUCUAUUCAGCUAUGUUGUAUUUUCUCUGUUUAAAAAGUAGCACUGCUUCACAGAUAAGUUACAUGGAAGCUGCACGAUCCUUAAAUUGUCAUUAAAUGACAUUUCACCAGUGUCUGCGUGGACUGGGAAUUUAUAUAUUAUUCGCUUUUACAUAAAAAAAACAUUUAAGACAUGACCUUUCAUUAGACUUUCUUUUUUUAACACUGCUAAGGUUGACAUUUUUUAUGAGCAUUAAAAUGUUGUCAAACAUCAUAGCCUAUUGUCUUGCCUUUAAGGCAUAAUGUUUAUUAAUAUCAUGUUCACUCAUUCUUUGUCUUUGUUUUGCUUUAUGUCAAAUGAAUAAUGUAGACAUUGCUAAAGGGUAGUUCAAUAUUUUUGAAGUGAGAUUCUGCUGAGCAGUAAAUAUCUUUACUACAUCUUUAUAAAGUCAAAAUUCGUCCAAAGUCAACUAAGCCGUGAUCCAUAAUGUCACAAACAACACAAACGUUAGCCGUAAGUGUUUCACACAGGAAGAUAAUUUGCGGCACACAACCUCCAGCUUUGAUUUAUUAUUGUCAUUAUUUUUUUGUAAAUUAACUUUAGCAUGUUUGUAAAUAACUGCCCGGUGCAAACUUAAUGACAGCUUAAAAGUUGAUCAAAUAUAACUGGCAUAAAAUUGCUAUGACAUUUUAUCAAUUUGAGUUCUUUUAUUACACGUGCUUUGAUCUUGGCUUCUCUUAAAAUUACCAUUUAACUUCACCCUCAGGAAUCUAAUAAUCUCUAUUUGUACUUAAUAAAGACAGAGAAUUAUCAUCUUUGAGUAAGAAAAUAAUUACUAUCCCAUUAACAGAAUAUCACUUCAAAAAUUCAAUAGGACUAUCCUUAUAAAUUCAUGAACAUAAAUGAAUUGCCUUCAUAUAAUAAAUAUAUCUGUUCAUUUGUCA
Molecule: messenger RNA, 2647 nt
Organism: Xiphophorus maculatus (southern platyfish)
Lineage: Eukaryota; Metazoa; Chordata; Actinopteri; Cyprinodontiformes; Poeciliidae
Product: retinol dehydrogenase 11-like
Exons: 7
Coding region: 564-1526 (320 amino acids)
Source: RefSeq, a predicted model, not a curated record